Molecule: messenger RNA, 2299 nt
Organism: Microbotryum saponariae
Lineage: Eukaryota; Fungi; Basidiomycota; Microbotryomycetes; Microbotryales; Microbotryaceae
Source: the annotation of a GenBank genome assembly
AUGGCGCAUCCUUACACCGGCGAAGAGGAGGAAGAGCUGUACGACGACGGUGCACCCGAUUUCGGUAUCCAGGGCGCCGACUACGAUGGCAACUACAACGAAGCUGAGGCAGGUCAGUCCUCGCGUUCCUCGUCUGUGGAGUGGGCCAGCAGGUACUCGUACAGCUGCGACAUGCGCGCGUACUCGACGUAAUCCUGUACAUCCGCGCAUCAGAACUCACUGCGUCCCGCCAGUGGCUCGGGUUCUGCAAGUCGUGCAGCUGCCGGCGUCGCAUCCACGCCAACUUUUGUGUCUUUGAUCGCGACCACCCACCACCUCGCACAGCGACUGCAUUCAUGAACAUGUUGAUCACACCGGAAAUCUCCACGCCGACGACCAACAGCUUGAGCAGCGCGCACGGAGCUUCAAGCACCGAGGACCACGCGUGAACUGACCCCCUGUAACCUCGCCCCAGAACAAUACGCGCAACAGCAACGAGUCGCCGAGGCCGCCGCGCACCAGGCCCAACAGGCCGAGGCACUCGCCGCCGUGCCCGAGCCCGUAAAAAAGUACAUCAUGCACCUCUUCAACCUCGUCACCGCCCCGUCCCCGUCCCUGCCCGAGAUCCAGGCCGCGUACGAGCAAGGCUGGGCCCGCUUGACCGACAAGUUCUUUGCAAAGACCGAAUGGCCCGAGGCAGAGACGAUCGCCCCUCUCGUCAACCAUGGUCGGUCGCGUGUUCCUGUUGAUCAUCCCUUUUCUGCACCUCACACCAUUCUCGCUCCCCCCAGACGAGGUCUUUUUGACGCUCUACCGCGAGCUCUACUUCCGACACGUCUAUGCGCGCCUCCAACCCGACAUUGACGACCGCAUCGCCUCGUACGAGAACUAUUGCCAGCUCUUCAACCUCAUCCUCAACUCCCCCGGUCCCGUCCCCCUGUCGCUCCCCAUCGACUGGCUCUACAACAUCGUCGACGAGUUCGUGUACCAGUACACCUCCUUCGCGCUCUGGCGCAACAAGGUUACGGGCAAGACCGAUGAGGAGAAGCAGAUCCUUGCCGAAUCGAGCCAGGUCUGGUCCUGCUACUCGGUCCUCAACGUCUUGUACUCGUUGAUCCAAAAGAGCAAGAUCCAGGACCAACUCGCGGCCCAGGCCGAAGGGAUCGAGGACGUCGAAGCAAUCGCCGGCGAGUUCGGUUCGAUCCGACUGUACUACCACCUCGGCUACUUUUCCAUCCUCGGCCUCUUGCGCGUUCACGUUCUGCUCGGCGACUAUACCCUCGCCUUGCAAAUGCUCGACGGCAUCGACCUCAACAAGAAGGCGCUCUUCACGCGCGUCACCGCGGCCCACGUUGCGACCUACUACUACGUCGGUUUUUCGUACCUCAUGCUCGGUCGUUACCCCGAUGCGAUCCGUGCCUUGUCCCACAUCCUCUUCUUCGUCCUCCGUCUCAAGCACUUCCAACGAGGCUCCCAGUUCGACCAGAUCAACAAGACCGCCGAUCGGAUGUACGCCUUACUCGCGAUCUGUCAGGCCCUGUGCCCGACCAAAGUCGACGAAGGCAUCUCGACCGCGGUGAAGGACAAGUUCGGUGACCAACAUGCCAAGAUGGCGCGAGGGGGUGCCGAAUCUCUGCCUGCGUUCCAGGAGAUGUUCUCCCUCGGUGCACCGAGGUUCAUCUCCCCCAACCCACCGCCUUACGAACUCGAAUCCAACGACGCCCUCACCUCGUACGCCGCAUUGCCCGACGCCUCGGCCCACCAAACAACCAUCUUCCUUGGUUCGGUCGAGAGUCAAUUAUCGACAUCGACGUUGAGGUCCUUUUUGCGAUUGUACACGACCUUGGGUACGGACAAGUUGGCCAAGUUCCUCGAAGUCGAGGAGGACGAGGUGUUGGAGAUGUUGAUGGUCGCCAAGGGGGCGGCACGCAAGUUGACCUGGACCGAAGGGUCCUUGUUGCAAGGCGAGGUGUUUGGCGUUAGUGAUAUCAACUUUGGCAUCGACGAGGUAAGUCUCCCCCUGAAUAACAAUCAGAGCACGAAGCGAUGCUAACCCCACACCGUCUCUUCCUCUCUUCCUCAGGGCCAUCUCACCGUCGCGCAGUCGACGACCUCGCGCCGCUACGGCGACUUUUUCCUCCGCCACGGCCUCAAAUUCUCUGACGUUUACGAGAACCUCAAGAACAAACCUUUACCCGUUCCCAAGAACCCCAACGGAAACAACGCCGGAGCAUCGGCAGCCAAGCCUUCGCAGAUAAACAGUGAAGCACCCAAGUCUUCGACGACGGGUAGCAAGGGGGUCGCUUGGGCCAAGGCUUGA